Gloeophyllum trabeum ATCC 11539 is the source of this 2190-nucleotide messenger RNA. Its product is annotated as Pkinase-domain-containing protein. Bases 48 to 1985 code for a protein of 645 amino acids. Gene Ontology annotation, molecular function: protein serine/threonine kinase activity; ATP binding. The record is from RefSeq and is a predicted model, not a curated record. The transcript has 7 exons. Gene Ontology annotation, cellular component: cytoplasm. NCBI's taxonomy places the organism in Eukaryota, Fungi, Basidiomycota, Agaricomycetes, Gloeophyllales, Gloeophyllaceae. Gene Ontology annotation, biological process: intracellular signal transduction; protein phosphorylation.
GCACGCCGCAACGCUCGUUCUGCAGGGAUUCCCCUGGCCCCAGCAUCAUGGCAAAGGACAACGGCAUCUCGUCGCCGCUCCCAGCGUCGAAGCUGGGGGAGUACACGGUCAUCAAGGACAUUGCUGAGGGAACGUUCGGCAAAGUCAAGAUGGCCAUGCACACCGUUACGGGCCACAAGGUUGCCAUGAAGUUCAUCUCGAAGCAGGUGAUACAUGCGACGAGGACGAAGACGAGGGUGCAGCGGGAGGUCGAGUAUAUGCGCACGCUACGGCACCCCCACAUCAUCAAGCUAUACGAAGUUAUCUCUACGCCGACGGACAUCAUUAUCGUGCUGGAAUACGCCGGGGGAGAGCUCUUCAACUACAUAGUCGCCAACGGUCGCAUGCCCGAGCCGCAAGCACGCCGUUUCUUCCAGCAAAUCAUGUCCGGCAUCGAGUACAGUCACCGGCUCAAGAUCGUCCACCGGGACCUCAAGCCCGAGAAUGUCCUCCUGGACGACGACCUCAACGUCAAGAUCGCCGACUUUGGCCUCUCGAACGAGAUCAAGGAUGGCGACUUUCUCAAGACCAGCUGCGGCAGUCCGAACUACGCCGCGCCCGAGGUGAUUAGGGGCGGGCUGUACACGGGACCGGAGAUUGACGUCUGGAGCUGCGGGGUUAUUCUGUAUGUAAUGCUCUGCGGAAGGCUGCCGUUCGAGGACGACGACGUGCAGAUGCUGUUUACCAAGAUCAGCCAGGGCACCUAUCAUAUGCCUUCCUACCUCUCCCCCGACGCCCGAGGCCUAAUCAACGGUAUGCUCGCCGUCGACCCCGUCAAACGCAUCACCGUACCCGAAAUUCUCCAGCACCCCUUCUUCACCACCGACCUCCCGCGAUACCUGCAGCCGCUACCACCCCCGCCCGGACCUGUACUAGGGACGUUAUCGUCUCUUGUCGUCCCGCCUAAGCAGCUCGACUUCGAGAUCAUCGAAGGGCUGGGUAGGAUCGAGGAGGAUGUCGUCGAAGAGCUGGCGCACCGGAUGGAGGGUGUCGACAAGGAGGAUGUAUGGGAGUGCCUACGGCGAGAUGACGGGCCCCAGGGAAAUGCUGUCAAGGUCGCGUACAUGCUGCUUCGGGAUAAGAAGCGGCUGGGGAAGAACUUGGCGGAAUUCGAGGAGCAGGAACGGGACGCUCAGUUGGUUGCUAUGGACCCCAGAUACCCCUUAUCCCCCAACGUCCUCUCGCCAGCCCAAGAGCUCGACGAAAACCCCUUCGAGUCCGAGUUUAACUCGUACGACGAGGACGAAGAGAUCGACGAAUCCGGCCUCGACUUCUCCACACCUGAGACGGAAGUGAACAACUUCGCCGUUCUCAACUCCUCCCUGCCCGACCAACUCCCGGAGCAGCACCACCUCGCCUCGUACGCGAGCGCGAAGCGGUCGUGGCCGCUCAAGGAGAAGAAGCAGCACCGGACAAAGUGGCAUUUUGGCAUCCGCAGCCGGUCUCCGCCGAUGGAGGUGAUGCUGGAGAUCUACCGGACGCUGAAGGCGCUCGGGAUGGAGUGGAAGGAGAAGAAGGACCUGGGUGGGCUCGGCGGGGUUGGGGUGAGGAAGCGGCGGAGCGGGGAGAAGAUCCGCAUCGACCGUUCAACGCAUCUGGAUGGCACCGGGUACGUGGAUUUGAAGAAGGCCGCGUCUAUUUAUUUUGUAGAGACGAGGGCGAGAGUCGGGGACGUCGUGGUUCUGAUGAAUCUCCAGCUGUACAUGGUCGACUCGAUUAACUACCUGGUAGACUUCCACCACAAAAAGUCGUACAAGGCUUCGACGGAGCCAGGCGCCGGCAAGUUCGACAUGGCCAACCCCGACGCGAGCCUCUCGGACACGGCUUCCGAGUCAAACCGGUCGAUCAGCGCCAAGGACUGCAAAGAAGAGGAGGUCGUGUCGCCGUUUGUCUUCAUGGACGUUGCCUGCAGGUUGAUUCUGGAGCUCGCGGGUGGGGGCGAGUGAUUCGCUGGUCGCUUUCGGUUGUAUGUGUGUAUUAUAGUAUGUGCUUCCUUGCUGUCUGUAUGCUAGAUCUCUUUGCUUGCUUGCUGUGCUCUGAUAAUGUAUUGCUUUCUGCUCACGGGUAUUGGAGGUCCUGUAGGUCGAGGACAAGGGUCUUUGGUCGCUCUGUCUCGUUAGACUCGGGUUCCCGUCUUUGUAUUAAGCGUCC